This is a messenger RNA of Papaver somniferum (opium poppy), 657 nucleotides long. Its product is annotated as ubiquitin-60S ribosomal protein L40. Gene Ontology annotation, cellular component: ribosome; cytoplasm; nucleus. Gene Ontology annotation, molecular function: protein tag activity; structural constituent of ribosome; ubiquitin protein ligase binding. Gene Ontology annotation, biological process: modification-dependent protein catabolic process; translation; protein ubiquitination. The record is from RefSeq and is a predicted model, not a curated record. The transcript is spliced from 4 exons. Lineage: Eukaryota; Viridiplantae; Streptophyta; Magnoliopsida; Ranunculales; Papaveraceae. The coding region runs from base 63 to 449 and encodes 128 amino acids.
CUCUGGAUUUAUCUUUUUCUACUGCUGCUGCUGCUGCUGCCGAUUUGUGGAAGAAGAAGAAGAUGCAGAUAUUUGUGAAGACACUGACUGGGAAGACGAUCACCUUAGAGGUGGAGUCAAGCGAUACUAUUGAUAAUGUGAAAGCUAAGAUUCAAGACAAAGAAGGUAUUCCACCAGACCAACAGAGAUUGAUUUUUGCUGGUAAACAACUUGAAGAUGGUCGUACACUUGCUGAUUACAACAUCCAGAAAGAAUCGACUCUACAUCUUGUUUUGAGGCUACGUGGUGGGAUUAUUGAACCAUCUUUGAUGGCUUUGGCAAGGAAGUACAACCAGGACAAGAUGAUUUGUCGCAAAUGCUAUGCACGUCUUCAUCCUCGUGCUGUCAACUGCAGGAAGAAGAAGUGUGGACACAGCAACCAGUUGAGGCCAAAGAAGAAGAUCAAGUAGAUGCUAUACUCAAUUUUGGCGGGUGCAGAGCCAGAGAAUUUGUUUUAUAGCUUCUUAGUUGGUACCUUUACUUCCAAACAUUUGAACUUUGUGUUUUUAGUCAAGUAUAUCGUUCAACGCUUUAUAACCCACUCUGCUUAAAAGUCUGGCACGUUAUAUUGUUUUAGAUCUUUUUAUGAAUAUAUUGACUUUCUUAAUUCUGUCAGAA